This is a messenger RNA of Cooperia oncophora, 513 nucleotides long. Lineage: Eukaryota; Metazoa; Nematoda; Chromadorea; Rhabditida; Trichostrongylidae. The record is from the annotation of a GenBank genome assembly.
AUGGCCCCACGUACCCAACCGAUGACAGACUUUAGUCUGAAGACGUGGAAACAACGCCUUACACGUCAAUUUAACGAGCUCACCAACUUGAACGCAGAAGGAGAAAGGUAUAAGGAACCCUGGACCUUUCCCACGAACAAGCUCGAACUGGUCAAAUACAUAUUGUCGAACAAAGCAUUACUACAGAACCUGAUUACCCGGACCAAAGAAAAAGAAGAGAGUCUCAUGUCAGACUACUGUUCCUGCGUAACAGCUAAUCAGCAUAAUAUGGAUAAGCAUCAAAAACGAUCGUUGCUGAACCUGAUUCGAGAAGGAAUUCUGACAGAUGAAAGUUUCAUCAACAUUACAGACUCCUCUACACCUGAGCGAGUGCAGGUUCCAAUUCCGCGGAUCGUUGAAGCAAUGAAAACAGGGGAACGAAAAAUGCUAAGCAUGCAUAACAAUAAACCACUUACUCUACGGAUAUUCUACGCUAAACACUACUCUUCGGCCAGUUUUGAAGAACCAACAUAA